AUGACAGAUUCCACACUUCCAAAUUUCGAAUUUCAGAGGGAAGCCCAUGUGUAUCAAAGACUUGAGGGCGGGAAGCACAUAACUUCCAUAAGCUCCGAGCUGCCAGACGGCUUGGUUGUGUUCGAAGGUGACUUUAAUGUCAACUUGAACACCCAUGGCCCGGGUGACAUUCCCGAGACGAAUGGCAUAUUCUACUACAACGAACCUCUGGAAUCAAAGGAACAAGUAUACGCCUCGUACUUUAGGGAUGAAUCAGGUCCCAAACAGGGGUUGGUUCGCAUCGUACUCGCUGACGAUCCUUCAUCGGAACCAUUUGCCUAUGUAAGCUUCUUGAGACCUCUGCUAGCGCUCCUUAUGGAUACCGUGCUCAUCACGUUCAUAAACAAACAUGCAUUUAGUCAUCGGGAGCUCCCAGAAAUUGUUUUUAUCAAUGAUUCUCAUGGGCCAGGAAGGCUUCUUCGUGUGCAAAAAGACUAG
Messenger RNA from Rhizoctonia solani, 477 nucleotides. RefSeq lists its product as uncharacterized. The record is from RefSeq and is a predicted model, not a curated record. The transcript is spliced from 3 exons. NCBI's taxonomy places the organism in Eukaryota, Fungi, Basidiomycota, Agaricomycetes, Cantharellales, Ceratobasidiaceae. Bases 1 to 477 code for a protein of 158 amino acids.